This is a messenger RNA of Anopheles funestus (African malaria mosquito), 571 nucleotides long. Its product is annotated as peptidyl-prolyl cis-trans isomerase NIMA-interacting 4. Gene Ontology annotation, molecular function: DNA binding; peptidyl-prolyl cis-trans isomerase activity. The transcript has 2 exons. Lineage: Eukaryota; Metazoa; Arthropoda; Insecta; Diptera; Culicidae. Gene Ontology annotation, biological process: rRNA processing. The record is from RefSeq and is a predicted model, not a curated record. Bases 136 to 552 code for a protein of 138 amino acids.
AGACAAAAACACUACAGCUGUGAAGGUCAUGGCAGAUGACAGUUCCAUUUGCUAGGUACUUUUCGUUUGGGUGCCGGUUGGCAUCGAGGUUAGGAAAUCCCAUCCGGCAGGAUUGUUUUGAAAACAAAGUAAACGAUGCCACCAAAAAAGGACGCUAAAGGAGGAGGAAAAGCUGCUCCAGCCAAGGGUGGCUCCGGUGGAAAGAAAGGGGGCGGUGGUGGUGGUGCUGAAGAAGGUGCAGCAAAGGAGAAAAAAGGCGGGUCGGCGGUGAAAGUACGACACAUUCUUUGUGAAAAGCAAGGCAAAAUAAUGGAAGCACUGGAGAAGCUGAAGGAGGGACAGGCGUUCAAUGUGGUUGCGACCAACUACAGUGAAGAUAAAGCACGCCAGGGAGGCGAUCUUGGUUGGCAGAUUCGAGGUGCGAUGGUGGGACCGUUCCAGGAUGCGGCCUUUGCGUUACCCAUUUCUACUACCAACGCUCCCAAGUACACGGAUCCUCCCAUCAAAACUAAGUUCGGAUAUCAUAUUAUAAUGGUGGAAGGCAAGAAAUAAAUGCUUUCUAUGUUUUUCA